Messenger RNA from Drosophila rhopaloa, 2190 nucleotides. It is a transcript of the gene odd, whose product is annotated as protein odd-skipped. Bases 388 to 1578 code for a protein of 396 amino acids. Gene Ontology annotation, molecular function: DNA-binding transcription factor activity, RNA polymerase II-specific; RNA polymerase II transcription regulatory region sequence-specific DNA binding. Lineage: Eukaryota; Metazoa; Arthropoda; Insecta; Diptera; Drosophilidae. The transcript has 2 exons. Gene Ontology annotation, biological process: embryonic hindgut morphogenesis; embryo development; embryonic pattern specification. The record is from RefSeq and is a predicted model, not a curated record. Gene Ontology annotation, cellular component: nucleus.
GCAGUCAGUUAUUAACGAGCGCUACUCCCAACAGCAACAUCGCUCAGCGACAGCAGCAACAGCAACAGCAACAGCACGGCAGCAACACAAGUCACUCAAAGGGAGGAACAGAGAUAGGAAUACACACACACAACACACACACUCCACUCGUUUCGCUUCGUUUCGAUUCGAUUUUCAACUGUUUGAGUCGGAGAGCGGCGAACGGCCAACGAAUUCAGUUUGUGUCGAGACGUUGUCGGUGGCACGUCGCAUCCAACAGAACGCUCAUCUGGCAGAUACAAACCACAUAUAGAUACGCAAGUGCUAAACCAAAGUGAACCGUGCAGUUCCCCAAAAACAAUCAAAACAAUACCAAAUAAUUCAACAAGGGCCAAAACAGACAGUAUAAUGUCUUCCACAUCGGCCUCGCCCAUCAGCAACAUAACCGUGGAUGACGAGCUCAACUUAAGCAGAGAACAAGACUUUGCUGAAGAGGAUUUCAUAGUGAUCAAGGAGGAGCGCGAGACGAGUCUCUCCCCCAUGCUGACGCCCCCGCACACACCCACCGAGGAGCCCCUGCGGAGGGUGCAUCCGGCGAUCAGCGACGAGGCGGUGGCCACCCAAUUGCACAUGCGGCACAUGGCCCACUACCAGCAGCAGCAACAGCAGCAGCAGCAACAGCAACAACAGCAGCAGCAACAUCGCCUGUGGUUGCAGAUGCAACAGCAACAUGCCGCACCGCAGCAAUAUCCAGUUUAUCCCGCAGCCACCGCCGAUCCCGUGGCAGUGCAUCAGCAGUUGAUGAGCCACUGGAUCCGCAAUGCAGCCAUCUACCAGCAGCAGCAACAACAACAGCAGCAGCAACAUCCGCACCACCAUCACGGCCAUCCGCACCACCCGCACUCGCACUCGCACCCCCACCCACAUCACGUGCGUCCCUACCCCGCCAGCCUCCACAAUCUGCAUGCCGCGGUGGUGGGUCGCCACUACGGACCCAUGCCCACUCUGAAGCUGGGUGUUGCCGGUGGGGCAGGUGGUGUUGCCAGUGGGGCAACCGGCAGCAGUCGCCCCAAGAAGCAGUUCAUCUGCAAGUACUGCAACCGGCAGUUCACCAAGUCGUACAACCUGCUCAUCCACGAAAGGACACACACGGACGAGCGACCCUACUCGUGCGACAUCUGCGGCAAGGCCUUCAGGCGGCAGGAUCAUCUGAGGGACCACCGCUACAUCCACUCCAAGGACAAGCCCUUCAAGUGCAGCGACUGCGGCAAGGGCUUUUGCCAGUCGCGCACCCUGGCCGUGCACAAGGUGACCCAUCUGGAGGAGGGUCCGCACAAGUGCCCCAUCUGCCAGAGGAGCUUCAACCAGCGGGCCAACCUGAAGAGUCACCUGCAGAGUCACAGUGAGCAGAGCACAAAGGAGGUGACCCCAACCUCCCCAUCCCCGUCGCAUUCCCUGCCAAGCCAGGCAUUGAGGUCACCUCAACCUGAGAACUUGGCACAACACCUGCCCGUUCUGGAUCUAUCCUCGUCGUCGUCGAGCUCCGAGAAACCCAAGCGAAUGCUGGGCUUCACCAUCGAUGAGAUCAUGAGCAGAUAGAUUGACGGGACAAGCAAGCCGAACAACCUGGUUUCUGUUGAUUCAAGAGAGAUUCAAGAAGAGAUUCGGAGAGCUGGACGCCGCCAGGCAUGGGAAAUGCCUGGAUUGGAAAAUCAACCGAGUCCGGCUCACAUUCUGGCCAAAGGUGCAAGUGGAAGAGCCUCGCCAGCAAUUCGCAAUCGCAAUCGCAACCCAGUGAGCAGAAGAGUCAUUCUCCGUGCAAUCGGUUCUAUAUCAGCCACGGAUAUAGCAACCCCGAUUGCAUUUAACAAAUGCCAAAGCCAAAUAGCAGAGGAAAACUGAUGAAAAAUCUAAAGAAAAGUAUUGCUAGCACAAGCCUCCUACAAAACAAUUCCAAAACACACACACAAUUGUAAACUAUACAUUUAAAUAAAUACCAUAUAAUUGUAAUUAUACCUUAACUAUAUAUUAUCGUACCUUAUAGUCGUAGUAGCCCAUUCAGUGUGUAAAGUUUAUGGAGUAAACCAAAUGUUAUGUUACAAUAGUUCAAUCACACAAACCUCAAACCCACUUUGGUUAUUGAAAGACUGUUUUAAAUAUUAUAUUUCAAUUUAUUUGAAUAAAUCAAUCGAUGGAUUGUGUAAUGUUAAA